AAAGGUGUGUGCGUGAACAGCGCGUGCUCAGUGCAGAGCUGUAACGUGUUAUAACAGGACCGACUCUCCCAGUACAAAAUUCCGGAUAUCUCUUAGUGUCUGGGAAUCCGAGUCGGUUCUAACGCUUUCAGCGAGUUUGUAAUGUUCUAACUGUGUGUUCUGAGAAAAAUCUGAGAUCUCUACAAUGCUGGGCGCAUCGCGGAUUCUGGAGAAGGGGCCCGGGUACUUGAGGAAGCAGAUGGAGCUCGAGCGCGAGGGCAAAGCGCGCGCGAGCGCAGCCGAGAGACUCGCGGCCACUAAGCCUAAUUAUGUAAAGAGCCCUCAGGUAACGAGUUCACCUUCCGCCCCGGAGUCAGAUACCGGUACAGGUUCCCCAUGUGGCCGUGGGUGCACCGACCGGAGUGCACCUGAUCCCGGUAGAUCUGCAUGCGAACAGGAAGAUAUAAAUACCGUGAAGCGAAACAGCUCCAAGAAACGACCGGACUCGAUCUUACUCUACAGACAGAAGUGCGACCUGCAGAGAGGAGUACCGGGAGCGAACUACCGGCGCAAACGGACAUUACUCAAAUCACUGAGAGAGAGAAACAUCGCGGGCGCUCCGGUCUCACCGGCUCAGGGCAAUGCAAGUUCAUCGGGCUCGGACCAAGCUCAUGAGGAGGAGGAGGAGAAGAAGAAGGAGGUGGACAAAGAUAAAGACAACAGUAACGAGAACGGCCCGGUGCUGCGGCGCCCCGAGCGCGUGAACUUGGCGAGGAGAGCCAUUGAAGGAGGAGGGUCCGAGUCGGAGCGCGCGAGGAAGGGGGUGUCGCGCUCGCACUCCGACAUCAGCUCGCGCUACUCCAAAAACUUCGCCGAUUUCGACGCGUUUUUUAAAUACUGCGGCCUCGAGAGUGACGUCGUGGAGUCCAUGGGCCAGGAAAACUUCUCCUCGCGCUCGGAUGAGCAUGAACUUUCCCACGCAAAGAUUCGGAGCGUAAGCAUGGCUAUGUCGGACGGCGAGAUUUCGCACACCAGCGGUGACAUUGAUGGGCUUCAAGAGGAAGAGGUGAAAGAGACUCGCCCACAAGGUUCGUCCGUCAUAGAGCGCAACGCUCGAGUGAUCAAAUGGCUGUACAGCUGCAGGAACGCAAGUCAGUCUGGGAAAACGCUGCGAGAUCUGGAUUAAUCACCUCUGGAUUAAACACCUCUGAACCUGGCAUUAACGCAACACCGGCAUGAAGAAAUCGAGACAUGUCAAAGAGUCUCCAGCUCCACCUCAAAAGUGUUCCACUAUGACCUCGAAUAUUUUAAGGUGUUUGUUUACUUGUCUGAGAAUUUUCCAAGGUCUUUAGCAACAACAAUUCGAAUUAGCGAAUCAAGAUCCUCUUGAGGCGUCUUCAUGCAAACAGCGUAAACGAUUCAACCCUGUCCAGAUGUCACAACCCCACUCUCUUGUUUUCCUCAAAAAUUCCAAAGUUGGUCAAUUCACAGGUUCUACUGUGUUCAAAGCGAAAUUACAACAUGUAAUUCCCACUUACAAUGCAGUAAAACCUACAGAAAAUGUCGCCUCAGCUUGCAAGUCAUCUUCUCAAAUCCCUCGUUUAUUAGUGCCAACAAAUAAACAUGGCCGCUCACGCUAACAGUGAUUAGUUUAUAACAACAGUGGCUUUAGCUUAGUUAAGAUACAGACAGAGAACUAAGUUAAAUCAAUAACAUAGCACAAACUAGUCACUGGUUUGAGUAAGUCAUCAUCGACAUUAGCGUUAUCACUCAUAUCACUCAUGUUAGCCGGCUAGCUUGUUGCUAAGCUACAUGCUAUCAUCCACGGUUGUUUCUGCGUGCUGUAAAAGUACAGUUAAAGUAAAAGAGCAAACAUAAUACACACUUUUCACAGAGCUCUCCACUUUAUACAUCAAACGUCCUGAGGUGGGAAAUGACGAUAUAACAACUUAGCACUUACAUCAUGAGCAUCAUUCGUGUCUGUAAAACAUUCCACAUCCUUUCUCCUUCAGAGAAUCUGACAUUUUUAUUCAGGCUUAAGCUGAAAAGUAAACCUUCUCCGAUCAAAAAUCACAAAUCCAUGAAUUCCUAAAGAUGUUUGAUAUUUUGUUAUAUAGAUAGAUAUCUAUUUUUUUGAAGAAGCUUCAGAAAUGACACGUCGUCUGUUAUUUGGAGAUUUACUCUCGCUGUAACUCACAGCACCUUGUAUUUUUAUUUUUUUAAUAUUGUAUUUUUAAGGGAGCCUGGCUUCUCAAAAAUGUCUUAAUUUAUCAAAACGCAUACUGUAUCAGUGUCUCCUUUAUGCUAAGUGUUUGUUCUCUGUAUCGUGUAAUGGUGUAACAGUGUACAGGAACAACAGACUAGUAUACACUCCAGAGGAUAUAUUUAUAGAUCUAUGCGUAUGUUUUACUUCCUGUUUAAGAACAUUAGGACUUCCUUCCUGUGUGGCAAAAGUCUUAGACCACCCUUGAAAAUGUCAUUAUGCUGUUUAGCCUGACAGCAACCAUACUGUAUAGAAAUGAAUAUGGAUAUAUAAAUAAUUCCAUGGAUUUAUUAAUAAGAGCAGACAAUUUUAUAAUGUAGUCAUCAGUUACAGUCAUGUUGAGGUUACAGUGAGGUUUGGUAAUAAGUAAGGAAUAUGCUGUUAGACAGAGGGAGUGGUGAGAGGCUUAGUGGUUAGCAUUGUUGCCUCACAGCAAGGUCCUGGUUUCGAAUACCGGGUUCGAACAGACAGGGCCUUUCUGUGUGGAGUUUCCAUGCUCUCCCCGUACCUGUGUGGGUUUACUCCGGGUACUCCGGUUUUUUCCCACAGUCCAAAAACAUGUACAUUAGGUUGAUUGGUAAUUCCAAAUUACCCAUAGGAGUGAGUGUACGUGUGUGUGGUUGUCUGUCUGUGUGGCCCUGUGAUGGACUGGUGACCUGUCCAGGGUGUACCCCUGCCUUUCACCCAAUGUGUGCUGGGAUAGGCUCCAGCAGAUCCCCGUGACCCUGAUUAGGAAUAAAGCGGGUAUAGACAAAUGGGUUUAUUUAUUCCUCUUAUACUACAGCACUAUGCUAGUUACAUUAUUAGUGAUUUAUUGGAUGAAAUAUCAUUUUUAUAGCUACAUUGAAUGGAGUGAAACAUCCAAAUUAGUUCCUGUUAUCACUUACACUGUAACAGUAUAACAGUAUUGUUUCUUCCCCAGCAUCGCUCUCCUGUUGUAAGAAAAAAACUCCACACUUGUCAUUUUACGAGGAAACCAAAAAUCACACUAUGUUACUGCUACACAAAGCACUGAAACUGGAGACUCCUUCCAGAUACAUUAACCCUCCUGUUAUCCUCAAAUUUACAAACAUGUUUUGCACUUGGGGUCAGCCAUUUAAACCUCCAGAUUAGAAUUUUUUACCAAGGUUUUUUUGGGAAAAAAAGUUUUGGGACGUCUGCCUUUACAUGCACAUGAAUGUAAUAUGGAGUUGUCCCACCCUUUGCAGCUCUAACAGCUUCAACUCUUCUGGGAAGGCUUUCCACAAGGUUUAGGAGUGUGUUUAUGGGAAUCUCUCUCUAGAAGCGCAUUUGUGAAAUCAGGCACUGAUGUUGGACGAGAAGGUCUGAAGUUCCUCCACACCAAACUCGCUCAUCCAUGUCUUUAUGGACCUUGCUUUGUGCACUGGUGUACAGUCAUAUUGGAACAGGAAGGGGUCAUCCCCAAACUCUUCCCAAAAAAAAAAAAUGGGAUCAUGAAAUUGUCCAAAAUGUCUUGGCAUUAAGAGUUCCUUUCACUGGAACUAAGGGGCCAAACCUAACCCCUGAAAAACAACACCUGAAUUCAAUGAUUUGGAGAGGUGUCCCAAAACUUUUGCCAAUAUAGUGUAUAAAACAUAACCCCAACCCACCCCAUUCUCCUAAAUACCCAGAAUUUCUUUUGUGCGACUAUAAAAAAUGUACAAAUCACCAUAAAAUCUCAGUGACUGACCUCAAAAUUGGACAGAUUUUUGUUCUUUAUACCAUUUUGAAAGUAGUACAAUUUCUGUUAUCAAUGAUAGUAGCAUGUCUUUUCCUCUGGGUCUCUGAGAAAUGAUGUUUCCCCCUCCACCAUGUCGUGUGAACUCUCAGUGGUUCUCGCAGUACCACAGGUAUAUUUACGUAAGGUUACAGCUCUAAAGCAGAGGGAUGCUCUUGAAGAUUAUAAAAUUGAUUGAUAUAAAGACCUCAAUAUAAUGACCCCAAGGAACACUGAUGCCACAACAUGUGUACAGGACACUGAAAACAUAUUAUCACGAUGAGUUUAUGUUUACCUGGUUGUCCCCAAGGUUAAUAGAAGGGUUCAAAUAAAAUGGACAAACUCCUUAUAUAGAAAGCAUAUACACACUAUAUUAAGCCAUUAUGUGGAGCGUCUGUAAGCCGAAACUCUGCGUAAGCUGUUGCUAUUGAAACUAAUAACGUAGGACAAGCGCAUUAACGUCCAAACUUAGAGACAGAACUACUGUCCAAGCUGCGGUUACAGAAUAUUAAGCAACACUUUCUGACCAAUCAGAUUUGAGAAUUGAACAGCGCUGUGAUAUCAGUGCGUUUCUCAACAAUUCUUCAUCUGAUUUACUUUUGUGACUGAAGUAAAAUCUUUAAUAUAGA
This is a messenger RNA of Hemibagrus wyckioides, 4588 nucleotides long. RefSeq names its product family with sequence similarity 110 member C (gene fam110c). The transcript has 2 exons. The record is from RefSeq and is a predicted model, not a curated record. The coding region runs from base 185 to 1165 and encodes 326 amino acids. Lineage: Eukaryota; Metazoa; Chordata; Actinopteri; Siluriformes; Bagridae.